UUUGUCGGGCCCAACCCCCUCGCAACCGAUCAUUUGGUUGUGUCACGGAACCCGAAAGAGAGUGUAUAGUGCUACGUGACCAAACAACAGCUGCGAUGAAGAGUUGAUCUCAUUUCGCGUUUCAGGAUACUCCGUCAUUCCGCCAUUCCUCAAUCAUUUCAUCAUUCUAUCGAGUAGGGUCACCCUGUUAUAUUGAAUACGGGAUGAACUCCAAUGAGAUGGGAUCUUCGACUCGUUAGCUCGCUUGAGCUAUCAGGAGAUGGUAUUUUGCGCAGCACAAAAGACAAUUGAAAACGCCUGCCUUCCUUCAAUCGCACUAAUGUAUACAUUUCGAAAACGUCCCGUGUGCGGAAAUAGAAAGAAUUUCUUGGGGCUUGAGUUUCUCAAAUUUACAGUAAUUAGAUAACCAUUUUACUAACCAAUAAACCCCCUAGAAUUAUCUCAAUCAAGGCUCUUGAAAAGCUUCCCUGUUCAAGAGCCUUGGCUUGUCCGUCCUACUCCACGGAUGCGAGACUUGGAAAAUGAGUAAAGGAGAGAAAGAGAAACUUGACACCUUCCAGACCAAGUGUCUAAAGAGGAUUUUCAAGAUCCGAUGACAACAACAUGUCUCCAAUAGGACAGUUCUCGAAAUGACAGAAGCAGGAAAGAUCAGUGAGGUGGAUGAAGAGGAACGACGACUGUGCUGUAGCCCUUGGUUGGACACCAGAGGGAAGAAGGAAAAGAGGCCGACCCAAAACAACAGGGCGUCGAAUGGUGGAAAAGGAGAGAAACGGCGCAGCCAGGAAAAUAUGGAGUGUUGUACGCCGUGCAGCUGCAGACGGAACACAGUGGAGGAGAGACGUCCAAGCCUUGUGUGCCCCCUGGCACACAGAUUUAAGAGAUUUAAGAGAGAUAAGAUCCGACAUGAAAAUUUCGCAAACGCCUCGUGUGCGAAAAUAGAAAUAAUUUUUUUGGGGCUAGAAUUUCUCAAAAUAACAGUAACCAGAUCACCAUUUGACUAAACAGUAAACCCCCCAGGAUGAUCUCAGUCAGUGCCAUGGUUAUCCGCCCCGACGUGUUCAAGGAAGAUCAAAUUAUUUUGGCAGAUUUCCAUUGACCUUCGUGUUCCUGUUUUAAAACGUGACAGACAGAAGAGACUAGUAAAUGGAGUCGAACUCAAAAUCCUCCAAAGCGCAUCGCGCUCGUGAUCUUCUUCCUUCUUUUAAACCUUCUUAUCUAUCUCUCAGUUUAGUCUUUGUGUUUAUAAUUCUUCUGUUGAGGAACGAAUCUACAAACCAUCGUUUGUUGGCGUUGGAAAAACAGAUGAGGGAGUUGUCAACAAAGCAGUGUCGUGCUAAGACUGGCUCCGAUACAAAUCGCAACGAAAUGUCCGCUAGGCCGCUAUUCGAUUCUGAUCAAAUUUUUGCGAGGAAGGUCAAUAUUCCCAUUGCAACUUCAAAGGAGCACAAUCAUUCCUCAGGUGAAAGCGAGCGGGACCCAAUUACCAAGGCCACAAGAGGUCGCAGGCAAGUUUCAAAUGUCAUAUCAAUUGAUGAAGUACGCAAUGAAAUCAUCAAGCAUUUUCAACAACUCCUUCCCACUAAGUAUUGCAAGUCAACCGAAAAGAUUUCCAUUGACUUUCGUCUUCCUGUUUUAAAACGCAACGGAGACAGGAGAGGAAAGAAAAUGGAGUCGAACUUCAAGUCUUCCAAAGCGCAUCGCGCUCGUGAUCUUUUUCCUUCUUUGAAACCUUCUUGUCUGUCUCUCAGUCUAGUCUUUGUUUGUAUAAUCCUACUGUUGAAGAACGAAUCUACAAACCAUCGUUUGUUAGCGUUGGAAAAACAGAUGAAGGUUUUGUCAACAAAGCAGUGCUGUACUAAGACUGGCUCCGAUACAAAUCACGACGAAAUAUCCGUCAGGCCGCUAUUGGAGUUUGAUAAGAUUUUUGCGAGGAAGGUCAAGAUUCCUGUUGCAACUUCAAAGGAGCAUGAUUAUCCCUCAGGUGAAAGCGAGCAGGACCCGAUUACCAAGGCCACGAGAGAUCGCAGGCAAGUUUCAAAUGUCAUAUCAAUUGAUGAAGUACGCAAUGAAAUCACCAAGCACUUUGAACAACUCAUUCCCACUAAGUAUUGCAAGUCAACCGAGAAAGUCUGCCCAGCAGGCCCCCCCGGACGCCCUGGCGUCCGAGGUGUGAAAGGGACACGUGGCAGGAGGGGACCAAAAGGAAAGAGAGGACUUCAAGGUGAUAUGGGUCCACCAGGUAGGCAUGGAAAACCGGGGAUGACUGGACCUAAUGGACCAAAAGGAGUGAAAGGGGACCGGGGCGAGAAAGGCCCGACAGGCAUUCCAGGACCACCCGGUAGACCCGGAGAGUCAAUAUCCGCCCCACAAGUCAUGAUAUCACCUAAUGAACAAACUCAAGAUGAAGGAAGCAACGCAAUGUUUUACUGCACGGUUUCUGGGAACCCACGUCCCAAGGUCGAAUGGAGAUUCAGGAGCAGGAAGCUUGUAUCUGGAUUAAAACACUUGAUUCAAGAUGGCAAAUUGACAAUUAAACGUUUGAACUACAGUGAUGCUGGACUUUACUCUUGCGUUGCGACCAGUGUUCUUGGAUCACACGAAAGUUCUGGAAAUUUAACCGUUCGAGGUCUCCCUAUUUUCACUGUGGUACCUCCAUCCCUCGCCACACCAAAGCAGUUUUGUACCUUCCAACAGGCCUGUCAAGCUGAAGGGUUUCCACCUCCUGCGAUAACCUGGCGCAGAUUAGGAACAUCUCCACCUGCUGAAAAGACUGUUUCAAACAAUGCAAGCCUGACGAUCAAAAAUAUUUCCCCUGGUGACAGUGGAUCGUAUGAAUGUGUAGCCAUAAACAGUUUGGGUACAAGGAAAGCCUCCAUGAACGUGGCAGUACAGAAACAAGUGAAUAAAUUGGAUCCUGAGUGCUGGCGCAGCAGAUCCAAAAGUCCAAGUUCAGGAUGGGGCCAUUCCUCUGGCAGAGUUGACGCAAUCGAUUUCCAAACAAGUAGUGACGUCACAUUGUUGGGAUUCCGUCUGUGGGGAGUCAAUAGAGGUUCAGCCACUUUCCAGGUCACCAUCCGGUUGUAUCGUGGAAGUUCCUUGAUCGCAGAAAAGACUGGAUCCUACUACACCACAUCCUCAGUUAAGACGUUUGAAGUUCGUUUUUCUUCUGGGAUUUCUCUUCGUGCAGGUGUAUCAUACACAGCAACAUCUAAAUUAACUACAAGUGGUAGUGACACUCAUUAUCAUAAUGAUGGAAUGUCAAGCACUUCAUGUUCUGGUAUCACUGUUACGUUUGCGAAAUCCUCUAAAGAUACCAACUCAUCUGAUGUGUCCCGUGGCCAAAUACCAGCGCUGAUCUUCACUUCCAGUCACUGCUAAAAGGAAAUACCAUUAUGAUACAUUCAAUAAACAAUACUAAUUGUAUGUACUUUUAUUCGUUUGAGAUGUUUCACCCAUUGCCAGAAGAUCUCAGUUAUAUUACUUGUAAAGCAAAUACUGAUGAAUACAUUUUAUCGUUGUAUCGAUUAAAUUUCAUGCAGCUAAUCAUCAACAAUAAAGUAGACAGUUUCUGACGGUGAA
Molecule: messenger RNA, 3579 nt
Organism: Stylophora pistillata
Lineage: Eukaryota; Metazoa; Cnidaria; Anthozoa; Scleractinia; Pocilloporidae
Biological process (GO): homophilic cell-cell adhesion; axon guidance; dendrite self-avoidance
Cellular component (GO): plasma membrane; axon
Molecular function (GO): cell-cell adhesion mediator activity
Source: RefSeq, a predicted model, not a curated record